Messenger RNA from Punctularia strigosozonata HHB-11173 SS5, 1434 nucleotides. RefSeq lists its product as uncharacterized. Bases 1 to 1434 code for a protein of 477 amino acids. Gene Ontology annotation, biological process: ribosomal large subunit biogenesis. Gene Ontology annotation, cellular component: preribosome, large subunit precursor. The record is from RefSeq and is a predicted model, not a curated record. The transcript is spliced from 4 exons. Gene Ontology annotation, molecular function: zinc ion binding; nucleic acid binding. Lineage: Eukaryota; Fungi; Basidiomycota; Agaricomycetes; Corticiales; Punctulariaceae.
AUGUCUGCUGACCAGGCGUUGUUUACAUGCCUUUCCUGCAUGAUCGCUUUCCCCUCUGCGGAGGAUCAAAGAAUCCACUACCGGUCUGAUCACCAUCGGUACAACAUGAAACGACGGGUUGCAUCCCUGCCUCCCGUCAGUGCUGCCGUCUUCAACCAGAAAGUAUUGGAGAGGCGUCAGGAGACAUCCAUUAUGUCGUCUGCCAAGGGAUCGCACUGUGACGUUUGCAACAAAACGUACACGACCGAGAACUCAUAUCGGUCGCACAUCGCAUCGAAGAAACAUCGCGAAAACGAAUUGAAGGCUGCUGCGAAGGCACGAGAGCCUGCACCAGAAGUCGCUCCUGUACCGAUUCCAUCUGUUACCGAACCCGAAGCAGCAGCUCAGCCGGCGGCAUCCACAAGCACAAGCCCACCAAGCGCUUCCUCCGCCAAAGAGAGCGGAACCUUGCUCGUGGACGCCGAUGCAGACGAAGAACAAGUCAACCAAACCAUCGACGAAAAGAUCGCCGCCGCGCGCUCGCGCCUCUCCCCCGCACACUGUCUCUUCUGCCCCCAGAUCUCCUCCUCCCUCGAAACGAAUCUGGAACAUAUGUCCUCCAAGCACUCCUUCUUCGUUCCCGACGCCGAAUACCUCGUCGACCUCCCUGGAUUGCUCACCUACCUUGGCGAGAAGAUAGCUGUUGGCAACGUAUGCAUAUACUGCAACGAGAAAGGGCGCGAGUUCAGGACGCUGACUGCGGUCCGGAAGCAUAUGCUAGACAAGGGGCACUGCAAGAUCGCAUACGACACUGAGGAUGACCGGCUCGAGGUUUCGGACUUUUACGACUUCACGAGCUCGUACCCGACCCCGAAGCCGAAGAAGGCCAAGGCCAAGAAGGUAAAACAGGCGAAGGCCUCCGAUGGCGAAAGCGAAGAAGACGAGGAGUGGGAAGACGCGUCUGACGCCGAUUCAGACGAGGUCGAUGAGGUGGUCGAGGAGUCAGCAUCAGAAGACUCGGACGAAGAGUCGUCGGAAGAAGACUCGGAUCUCGACGAGAACCAGGUUACUUACGGCGACACGAACUACGAGCUCGUCCUCCCCUCCGGCGCGCGUAUCGGCCACCGCUCCAUGCGGCGGUACUAUGCCCAGUCGUUCCCCGGCUCACCGCGCGGCUCCAAGCCCGAAGACCCCAAUUCUGGCGCCGCCCUCGUCCGGCGGUUGCUCGCCGAGAAGAAUUCGGCGCUCGUGCCCAGAAGGGGCGGCUUUGGCGCGUUCGGGGCAGGAACGGACGUGGUCAAGGCCAGGAACGCCGGUGAGGCGAGGAACGCGGGCAGACAUAUGAGGGAGUUCCGGGACAUCAAGAGGAGGCAAGAUUUCAAGACGAAAGUCGGCUUCAUACACAACAACCAGAAGCAUUUCCGCGACCCCUUGCUCCAGGUGCAUGUCCAGUAA